CUCCAACGAAUCCCCUAUUUUAGGGGCGUGGAAUGCUCCAAGUAGCAACAUCCACAACCGGUGAGCGCAGAGGAGCUUCAGACAGAAGCAGGUCAAGUUUGGAUAUCGGCGAGACUAGACGCGCAUCUUUUGGGUAUUUUGUGGAACUCUAUCGCAUUUCAAACAUUGGCAAAUGGCUCAUUUCGUUGUACUUUUCCCCGUCCUGCUUAUAGCGAAACCAGUUUUAGGCUUUGGAAUAGAUCCUGACAUUCAAAUUGAUAUCAUCAAUGAGCUGGACACGGCAAACGCAACAUUUGGAAUAACCCAAGUUGCAGGUCUUUACAACCACAGCAAAGCUUUCGUAUUUCGAGAUGCGGGGAGAGCGGUUCAUGCGCCAGUACGCAUCACAGACAAGCUGCUUGAGCUCUUUAGGAGUAAAACAGAGUUCACCUUCAUGGCCACCAUACAACAGAAGCCUUCAACAUCAGGAGUCCUGUUCUCCAUUCACGAGUCUGAGCACAGCUACUUUGAGCUGGAAAGCAGUGGAGUGAGGGAGGAGAUUCGCUACCAUUACCGUUUCAAAGGGAAGCCGCGAUCCGAGUCCUUCCCCUACCGGCUGGCUGACGGGCAGUGGCACAAGAUUGCCUUGUCCAUUAGUGCCUCCCAUCUCAUGAUCCAUGUUGACUGUAACAGGAUAUAUGAGCGAGUGAUAGAUCCUCCCCAGAUGAACCUGACUCCUGGUAGUGGAGUGUGGCUUGGACAGCAUAGUCACAAACAUGGCCUGUUCAAGGGGAUUAUGCAAGAUGUCAAAUUCAUUUUCGCUCCAAACGGAUACAUAACUCAGUGCCCAAGCCUCAACCGCACCUGUCCGACAUGUAGUGAUUUCUUAAGCCUCGUGCAAGGCAUCAUGGAUUUGCAGGAGCUUUUGGCCAAAAUGACACUGAAGCUGAAUUAUGCAGAGUCCAGACUCACCCAGCUGGAGAGCUGCCACUGCGAGAGGACCUGCAGCAUCAACGGGGUGGUGUACCGCGACAAAGAGCUUUGGGUGGAGCCGGAGAACUGCAGGAACUGCGUCUGCAAGAAUGGCGUGGUUGAAUGCCGAAGAAUCUUCUGCCCCCCGUCAAACUGUUCAGAGGACUCCCUUCCCGUGCACGUGGAGGGAAACUGCUGCAGGAAAUGCAGACCUACGUGCAGCUUCAUGGGAGACAUCUUGUCGGAAGGGCAGCGAGUUUUGACAAAGAGCUGCAAAGAAUGCAAGAACGGCUUGAUGAUAAAAGUUGCUGAGAGCUGUCCCAUCCUCAACUGCUCGUCGGCGGAGCAGGUUCUGCCGGAGAACAGGUGCUGCAACGUCUGCAGAGGCUACGACUUCUGUGCUGAAGGAGUAAUUUGUGGGGAUAAUUCCGUGUGUAAGAAUCGCGACACCAAAGCCGAGUGUGAAUGCAGGAGCGGCUUCGCCUCCAUCCAUGGGGACUCCACGUACUGUGAAGAUAUAGAUGAGUGUGCAACCCAGAUGCAUUACUGCCAGGCGAACACUGUGUGCGUGAAUCUCCCCGGAGGCCAUCGCUGCGACUGCCUGCCAGGCUUCAUCAGAGUGGAUGACUACUCCUGCACAGAGCAUGAUGAGUGUGCCAGUGAACAGAGCUCCUGCGAUGACAAUGCCAUCUGUACCAACACCAUCAGGGGCCACCUGUGCACCUGCAAACCAGGUUAUGUGGGCAACGGCACCAUCUGCAGAGCUUUUUGUGAAGAGGGUUGCCGCAGCGGAGGAACCUGUGUGGCUCCCAACACCUGCGUCUGUCCCUCCGGCUUCACGGGACGUCUCUGUGAGACAGACAUCGAUGAGUGUGCCGAGGGUCUCAUCCAGUGUCAGAACCACUCCCGCUGCGUCAACCUACCCGGCUGGUACCACUGCCAGUGCAGGAGCGGUUUCCAUGACAAUGGCUCCUACCUGCUUGAUGGGAGCUCCUGUGUCGACGUGGACGAGUGUGCCACUCAGACCCACACCUGCUGGAACGACUCGGUGUGUGUGAACCUGCGGGGGGGCUACGACUGCAUGUGCACCAUUGGGCCCGAGUGCACCGGCGACUGCCCCCAUGAGGACGGCCUCAAACGCAACGGCGAGGAGUGGAGCCUCAGCCAGGAUCGCUGCUCCACCUGCUCCUGCAAGGACGGGCGCGUCUUCUGCCGGCGGAAGGAGUGCGACUGCGAGGACCCAGAGGCCGACCUCUUCUGCUGCCCAGAGUGUGACAGCCGGCUGAGCAGCCAGUGCCUCCACCAGAGCGGCCACACGCUCUACCUCAGCGGCGAUCUGUGGAUCCACAGCUGUCAGCAGUGCCGAUGCCUGGAGGGGGAGGUGGACUGCUGGCCGCUGGCCUGCCCCGCGUUGCCCUGCGAGUACACGGCGGUGUCGGAGGGGGAGUGCUGCCCGCGAUGUGUCACCGACCCCUGCCUGGCUGAUAAUGUGGCAUACGACAUCAGACAGACGUGCCAGGACCCCGCUGGCAUCACCCGUCUGAGCGGCGCAGUCUGGCGCUCUCCCAACACGCCAUGCUCCAUAUGCAAAUGCAAGAACGGGAGCAUCUGCUGCGCCGUGGAGUUGGAGUGUCUCCAGAACAACUAGCCAGCACUCCGGAGUGAUACCUCCCGCCCAUGGACCAGCGAGAUCAUCCUCUCUCAAGAGCCACCUUUAUCUCUUAGUCCUUUAUUUAUUUAUUUAUUACCGUCCCUGGUAGGGAACACAUCAGAAGGACUGUCACCCGGGCGUCCACAGCAGGAGGGGAAGGGAGGAGUGGAGCACAGUUUUAUCAGAGGAAAGCUUGCAGCAGCCCACAUAGACUGAGUUUGUGUGUGUGCAUGUGUGUGUGUGUGUGUGUGUGUGUG
Messenger RNA from Clupea harengus (Atlantic herring), 2859 nucleotides. RefSeq names its product protein kinase C-binding protein NELL1. Lineage: Eukaryota; Metazoa; Chordata; Actinopteri; Clupeiformes; Clupeidae. Gene Ontology annotation, molecular function: protein kinase C binding; calcium ion binding; heparin binding. Gene Ontology annotation, cellular component: cytoplasm. Gene Ontology annotation, biological process: regulation of osteoblast differentiation; positive regulation of ossification. The record is from RefSeq and is a predicted model, not a curated record.